CAACCAACUUUGAAUUCGUUGCUGUCACCGUCGCUCGAACCUUUGGAGUGCCAACAAUAUAUCUUCAAUUGUGCGCAAGAUCCACGAUUGACUUGAGAGUCCAAGAUACGUUGGAGUGUCGUCUUCUACCCCGCUUCUGCCUGCGCGGCGGGACAAGCACGACAACGCGUUUCACAUUGCACAACAUCUUGCCCUGGCCUUUGAUAUAUCUGUCGUUCCGCUAGGGAAUGCGAAGUCAUCCUCGACAAGUCUCUGACAAAGCGGACUUCAGUGCUCUAUCACAGGGCUUAUCGCGAGCCUCGGACGAAAUCCUAAGUUCAAGUACUCAUCUACCUGCCUUACUUCCUUCCGUUUAAGUAGAGGUACAUAACAAACCCUCAGUAUGUUUUUACAGCAGGAGAAACCAUACUCAGCCGUCACGGUUGCUGUCGAGCGCCUGACGAGUGAAGAAUUUGAGGAAGAUGACUUGAGUGGAAUUCCAGAUCUGGUCGAGGCUAUCAAGCUUCAAAGCACUGGACCUACAGAAGCUGCUCGGGCAAUUCGAAAGAAGCUCAAGUAUGGCAACAUACACCGUCAGAUUCGUGCUCUUACGAUAUUGGAUGGUCUCAUUCACAAUGCUGGCCCUCGAUUUCAACGUACCUUUGCGGAUGAGAUGUUGCUGGAGCGUUUACGUGUUUGCGGCACUUCCAACCUCUCUGAUCCAUUAGUCAAGGAAAAGUGCAAGGAGCUUUUCAGGACUUGGGCAGUCGAGUACAAGAAUACGCGAGGCCUCGAGCAAAUUGCUGGUCUCUACAAGCAACUACCCAGGCGUAAACAAGUGGUUACCCAGGACAGAUCAAAAGUGCUUCGUGAGACCGAACAGAAUCCAUUUGAAGCCGAAGAAGAUAACGAGGAGGAACCUCCGUCACCUACCGUCACUAAACAACCAUUUGUGACUUCAACCCCAGUCCAAUCAAGUGGCAGUUCCACGCCAAACUCUUUCUUUAGUCCACUCUCCCCCACUUCAAGCAAGAAACCAAAGAAGGAGAAGGCCAAGAAGGGCAAGAAGCCUAAAGCAUUUAACCUCGAAGCAGAGAAAGAAACUAUGAAGAACUGCAUUGCCGAAGCCUCCGUAGCGUCAACCAACCUCCUGAACGCCCUCCGCCACAUCAACCGUGAGCAUGAGCAGAUCUCUGAGAACCAAGCUGCCGUCAAACACUUCGAAAUCUGCAAGCUUCUCCGCAGGAAGAUAUUGCGAUACAUCCACCACGUCGAUUCCGAGCAAUGGCUCGGCGCCCUCCUCCACGCCAACGACGAACUGGUCACCGCGCUGAUGACCUUCGAGCAGCUCGACCGCUCCAUCGAUGCCGACAGCGACUCGGACGACGAGAUGGCUCACCAGGCCCACCUCUACCGCAUGUCCUCCGACCAGAGCAAAGAGUCCAACAAGAGCAAAGAUAAAGACACCGCCCAGCAACUCGCCGGCCUACACAUCGGGCCCACCAACCCUGAGCCCGAGCAACGCCCCGUGCCGCCCCCGCGCCCCGCCCCGACGCUACCAUCAGACGACGAGGAGGACGAUGAAAACGACCCGUUCGCGGACCGUAACGAGGUUUCCACACCGGGCGUCGAGAAGGCAGAGCCUAGGUGGACGGUCGUUUAAUACACCUCCCUCCCACAUGAUGCCACAUCACAGUAGAGCUACUGGUUAGCAACAGUUUAGGCCAUGAAGACUUGGCCGAGAGCCCAACAACCUCUUUGUUUCCUUUCCCCAUCCCUCUUCAUUUCUUCAAAUCACAGCUAGCUAUCAACAAAGCCUAGAUCUAGAGGCGUUUUAAACUCCAUAGCCAUAUAUCUCUACCUAUCUUGCAGACAUAUAUAUUAAUAUUUCAGCCC
This is a messenger RNA of Amorphotheca resinae ATCC 22711, 1875 nucleotides long. RefSeq lists its product as hypothetical. Gene Ontology annotation, cellular component: actin cortical patch. Gene Ontology annotation, molecular function: phosphatidylinositol binding; ubiquitin binding. Bases 383 to 1642 code for a protein of 419 amino acids. The record is from RefSeq and is a predicted model, not a curated record. The transcript has 6 exons. Lineage: Eukaryota; Fungi; Ascomycota; Leotiomycetes; Helotiales; Amorphothecaceae. Gene Ontology annotation, biological process: actin cortical patch localization; endocytosis; actin filament organization.